AUGUCAGCCAGAAAGGGCUAUCUGCUCCCUUCGCCAAAUUAUUCCACAACAAUGUCAUGCUCCGAGAGCCCGGCUGCAAACUCUUUUUUGGUAGACUCCCUGAUCAGCUCGGGCAGAGGGGAAGCGGCGGGAGCAGGAGGCGGAGGCGGAGGCGGAGGCGGCUACUAUCCCAACAGUGGUAUCUACCUGCCACAGGCGUCCGAUCUGUCCUACGGACUGCAAAGCUGCGGACUUUUCCCCGUUCUGGGCAAACGCAAUGAAGGUACUUCUCAAAGCAUGGUCCCCAACUCGCACUCCUACGUGUCAGGGAUGGAAGUGUGGCUAGAUCCUCCCCGGUCCUGUCGCAUGGAAGAGCCGGAGAGCCAGCAGGCCACCUCGUGCUCCUUCGCUACAAGCAUUAAGGAGGAGAGCUCCUACUGCCUCUAUGACUCAGAGAAAUGCCCCAAGGGCUCGGCCGCCACAGACCUCGCUCCCUUCCCCCGGCUGAGUGCCGAGGUCAGCCCAGCCAGCAGCGGCGGCGGGGUCCCCGUCCCGGGCUACUUCCGCCUCUCCCAGGCUUAUGGCACUUCCAAGAACUACGGCGCGGGGCCAGCCGGGGCUGCCCCUUUCCCUCCGCAGCCCCCCGGCCGCUUCCAGACGCCUCCAUCUUUGCCUCCCGUCCCGGACUCGGGCAGGAAGGAGGAUGAGGAACGCUCCCCAAGCCCCUUGGCGUGCGUCUCCCAGAGGGAGGACGAGACUCAGGCUUCAUCUUCCACCGCAGAGGAGCUCUCUCCUGCUCCGUCAGAGAGCAGCAAAGCUUCUCCAGAGAAAGAGCCUGUAGGCAAUUCAAAAGGAGAAAAUGCAGCAAACUGGCUCACGGCAAAAAGUGGCAGAAAGAAACGAUGCCCCUAUACCAAGCAUCAAACUCUCGAGCUGGAAAAGGAGUUUCUAUUCAAUAUGUACCUGACUCGUGAGCGUCGCCUAGAGAUCAGCCGCACAGUCCACCUCACAGACAGACAAGUUAAAAUCUGGUUUCAGAACCGCAGAAUGAAACUGAAGAAAAUGAACAGAGAGAAUAGGAUUCGUGAGCUCACAGCCAACUUUAAUUUCUCUUGAUGAACCUAUAAACACAUCUUUAUGGUUUAAAGAGCCAGUAUCAUUUUCCUAGGCUGUAUUCAUCUGCACCUGUAUGGAUUAACGAUUUUAGGCGCUCUCAAUAUGUCCUUAACCUCUUAAGAGCUACUUUGGGGGGUUGGCGGACUAAAGUCACGCUAAAGCACAAAAUGCCGUGUGUGAACCUCCCCUCUUCCUCCAGCCUUUCCCGGGGCCAAAUUGUUCCUCUAAGCUUUGAAACACAAAAACACCAUUUCAAGACGUACAAAUACGUUUCUCCCUAUCUGUCUCUCUGAAAAGUAAACAAUCCUGGUUAAAGGUGCGUUCUUUUAAAAUAUAAGUGCUGUAACUCGGACUGUACGUAGCUGCACAAUUAAGAAUUUAAGCGUUGCCAUAUUUCUAUAUACUGGGAGCUUUCCCCUUCUCUGUUUGCCUUUUCUCCCCCUCCCCCUUUUUUCCUUCGAAAAGCGGGGCUUAAAAUAAUGAAAUGCAGGCAUCCUUUAAAAGGGUUUCACGGGAACGGGUGUUAGGAGUAAUUUUUUAUUUUUUUUUUUUACACUUUACCUUAAAAGCCAAUAUUGCAGCUUUAAAUUUGGCCAGGAAAAUGAAAUAUCUUCUCUUUAAAGGUAUAAAAGAUUUCGUUUUACUCAUGGACUAAAUUAUUAUACUUACCUCUGAAUUUCUCUCGCUGGUUGUAGAUAUUUACUUAAUGUAGUUUUGCUUAAAUAUGUGAAUUUGGUGAUUUUCUUUUGUGUCUAUAUAUAACGUUACCAUUGGUAACGCAUGACAAGCACACAGAAAUUCCCCCUUUAAAAGAAAAUAGUCACUUUUUUCUCACUAAUUUCACUGAAAGUAUAUAUCCUGAACAUCAGAUGGACUUUCUGAGCCAGAGUCUGAGAUUGCAAGGGAGAAUAUGUUCGUCUUCCUUUAUACUGUGAAGUUACAUUCAUUAAAGGGUCAAACAUAUAGGUGAAAAAACUUAAAAAUAAAA
This is a messenger RNA of Lonchura striata (white-rumped munia), 2083 nucleotides long. RefSeq names its product homeobox A10 (gene HOXA10). Gene Ontology annotation, molecular function: DNA-binding transcription factor activity, RNA polymerase II-specific; RNA polymerase II cis-regulatory region sequence-specific DNA binding. NCBI's taxonomy places the organism in Eukaryota, Metazoa, Chordata, Aves, Passeriformes, Estrildidae. Gene Ontology annotation, cellular component: nucleus. The record is from RefSeq and is a predicted model, not a curated record. Gene Ontology annotation, biological process: regulation of transcription by RNA polymerase II.